AUGGGUAGCGGUCGGUUAUCAGAGGAUCGCGUGACCAAUAUGGUGGUUGCACACUUUCUACGUCUGAACACACCCUACGUGAGUAUGGUGGACGGUGGUUACGCGGCCUUCCACGAGGCCCUUGGACCUCUGGAAUUCAAUCGACUACUUGCAUCGCAUGAGGAGGAUCUCUGUUUUGUCUGCGCUGCUAAUAGGGGCCAACAGGCGAUUCGUAUGGCGCACAAAAUGCCUCCAUCAGCCGCCUCUUUCACCUCCAAGUUCUCCAAAGUUCCUUAUGCUGCAUCCACUCCUCCACCUAUUCAGUCACUGGGCGCUGUCUUGGCAAGGUUCUCUAAUAUGUUCAAAAAAUCACCGGCUACAGUCCUUGGACCACCCCAUAUAACCGCUACUACUGCGUCUGCUCCUCCAACCAAAUCAGCCUCCUAUCGAAACACUGCGGCUGUCUUCAGUAUUGAUGACGACGAUGAGGAGGAUGAUGAACUUCCCGAGCUUUCUCUUCAGCCUAAUCCUCGUACCCUUCCCAAAGAAUCCGCGGACAAGAAGCUUCAUUCAACUUUGGUCACAAACCUCGAAACUUGCUUACCG
Hydatigera taeniaeformis is the source of this 585-nucleotide messenger RNA. The record is from the annotation of a GenBank genome assembly. NCBI's taxonomy places the organism in Eukaryota, Metazoa, Platyhelminthes, Cestoda, Cyclophyllidea, Taeniidae.